This is a messenger RNA of Mercurialis annua (annual mercury), 572 nucleotides long. RefSeq lists its product as uncharacterized. Lineage: Eukaryota; Viridiplantae; Streptophyta; Magnoliopsida; Malpighiales; Euphorbiaceae. The transcript has 3 exons. The coding region runs from base 101 to 343 and encodes 80 amino acids. The record is from RefSeq and is a predicted model, not a curated record.
UAAGAAAAUAAAACUUGCUAAAAGGGUUAAAUUUCCCUCUAGGGUUAGGGUUAGGGUUUCUCUAAGCAGGGAAAACAAUCUUGAAUUGAAUCAUCCAAAAAUGUCAAAGAAGAACAGCUUAGCUCGUAGAAAAAGACAGCAUGAUUUCGAGCUUCAAAGAGAGAAGGAACAGAAACAACUGAAGGAAAAGAAACUCCAAGCAAAGCAUAAUAAGAUGAAGGUUGAUAACAAAAUAAAGAAGAAGGGUGGGAGUGGGUUUGCAAUGAAGAAGAAAAAGGUGAAGACCAAGUUGACUGCUUUGGCAAAAGCUAAAGCAGCACAGGCUAUGGAGGUUGAUAAAUGACGAGUGAGGUCUAAAUUUUGAUGUGUUUAAUUCUGUUUUUCUUGUUAAUAUAUGGAUGAUUGAGUUAACUUGACCGAUGCUAAAAUUAGCAGCUUUUUUUGUAAGUUGGAGUUUAGAUUGAGAAGUUCGAAUUUAGAAUCUUCGAAAGAUUGUCACAUGAUAAUUCUUGUGCGUUCCAUGGUAUUUGACGAUGUAGUGUUCUUAUAGUUAAUCCACAUAAGUUAAAAGA